This is a messenger RNA of Erinaceus europaeus (western European hedgehog), 1965 nucleotides long. RefSeq names its product syntaxin 5 (gene STX5). The coding region runs from base 279 to 1352 and encodes 357 amino acids. Gene Ontology annotation, biological process: vesicle fusion; intracellular protein transport; endoplasmic reticulum to Golgi vesicle-mediated transport. Gene Ontology annotation, cellular component: endomembrane system; SNARE complex; Golgi membrane. The record is from RefSeq and is a predicted model, not a curated record. Gene Ontology annotation, molecular function: SNAP receptor activity; SNARE binding. The transcript is spliced from 11 exons. NCBI's taxonomy places the organism in Eukaryota, Metazoa, Chordata, Mammalia, Eulipotyphla, Erinaceidae.
UCCAGCGGGUGAGUCCUGCCGACCCGGCUCAAGAUGAAUGAAUGCUCGGUUGUCCAAUCAGGGGAGCCCGAGUUCUGAAAGACACUGAUUUCAGUUGAUCGAUGGCCGUGGUCGCACAGAAGGCGGGACCUGGUGGGGGCGGGACUUCCUGUUUCAAAUAAACACCCAGAGCCUGCCCCCUCCGCCCACCGUAGAGUGUCCCCUCCGGAGGCCUGUAGCCGUCGCCCCUGAAGAGUCCAGGGGCGGCAAGCGGGCUCAGUGCGAGGUAAUGCGUCUCAAUGAUCCCGCGGAAACGCUACGGGUCUAGGAACACGGAUCAGGGUGUCUACCUGGGUCUCUCAAAGACACAAGUCCUGGCCCCUGAAACUGCUGGCAGCAGAAGCAGCAGCAGCGACAUCACCCCUCUGCCCCCCCCAGUGACCCCGAUCCCUCCCCCUCCCGACACCAUGUCCUGUCGGGAUCGAACCCAGGAGUUUCUGUCCGCCUGCAAGUCCCUGCAGAGCCGUCAGAAUGGGAUCCAGACGAAUAAGCCAGCUCUGCGUGCGGUUCGGCAACGCAGUGAAUUCACCCUCAUGGCCAAGCGCAUUGGGAAAGACCUCAGCAACACAUUUGCCAAGCUGGAGAAACUGACAAUCUUGGCAAAACGCAAGUCCCUCUUUGAUGAUAAGGCAGUGGAAAUCGAGGAGCUAACAUACAUCAUCAAGCAGGACAUCAAUAGCCUCAACAAACAAAUCGCACAGCUUCAGGACUUCGUGAGGGCCAAGGGCAGUCAGAGUGGCCGGCACCUGCAAACCCAUUCUAACACCAUCGUGGUCUCCCUGCAGUCAAAAUUGGCCUCCAUGUCCAAUGACUUCAAAUCAGUUUUGGAAGUGAGGACAGAGAACCUGAAGCAACAGAGGAACCGGCGGGAGCAGUUCUCCCGGGCACCUGUGUCAGCCUUGCCUCUUGCCCCCAACCACCUGGGAGGUGGUGCUGUGGUUUUGGGGGCAGAGUCUCGUGCCUCCGGGGAUGUGACCAUUGACAUGAUGGACUCUCGGACCAGCCAGCAGCUGCAGCUCAUUGAUGAGCAGGAUUCCUACAUCCAGAGCCGAGCAGAUACCAUGCAGAACAUCGAGUCCACAAUUGUUGAGCUGGGCUCCAUCUUUCAACAGUUGGCACACAUGGUUAAGGAACAGGAAGAGACCAUUCAGAGGAUCGAUGAGAACGUGCUGGGAGCCCAGCUGGAUGUUGAUGCUGCCCACUCAGAGAUCCUCAAGUACUUCCAGUCCGUCACCUCCAACCGGUGGCUCAUGGUCAAAAUCUUCCUCAUCCUCAUUGUCUUCUUCAUCAUCUUUGUGGUCUUCCUUGCCUGAACCCUCUCUAUGUUGAAGCACUCCAUGGGGGGAGGUGGCCUGCACCCCUCCUGGGAGGGCAGGUGACCAGUGCUGCCACUGAGCCUGUGCAGGGUGCUUAGGAGAAAGACCCUGUUUUUCCCAGAACUGCUAAGAGUGGCCAAUGCCCUGGUCUCCCACCCCUUGCCUCCGGCCACCCAUGACCUCCCCUCACCAUCCCCAAGCCCAUGAAACACACACGGUUCUGGAUUUGGACUCUGCUGUGAUGGGGCUUGAAGGGAGCAGAGGCCAAUGGGGGGCGGGGGCAAAGGGGGAGAUUAUCUGUCUCUACUAGGAGAUUUUUAUAAACCAUCCCCCAGUCUCUCCCAAAGGAAACUUCGGCAGCAAGGGGAAAUGACACCUUCCCCCCCCCCCACCUUCCUGACAAGGAGAGGAAGUGAAAUGCCCCCUCCCCAGGGACCAAUUUUCCCAUCUGGGUUAGAAUUUGACCUCUUAACUCUCUUCACCAUGUGAGGCUGGGCCCCCUGAGCCCCACAGCUGCCCGGAAAGCCCCAGCUUUGGCUACCGGUGACUCUCAAUCUGCCAAAUAAGCUGCAACUGUUUUCUCCCAAUUACAGCAAGACUGUCAGCCUCA